UAGAAGGAAGACCAAAAGCUUUCAAGAGGUUGCACAACAGCCUCCUACACAAAAUUCUGCAGCUUCAACUCAAAAUCUAGCUUCAAGGUUUGAACUAUUUAAGAUGAAAGAGAAUGAAUCCAUCACAGAGAUGUUCACAAGGUUUACAUAUAUUACUAACUCCUUGAUUGGACUUGGCAAAGAACAUACUCAAGUUGAGAUGGUAAGAAAAAUCCUAAGAGCACUAACUCCGGAAUGGGAGAAGAAAACUACGGUGAUUGAAGAAGCCAACGAUUUAUCAACUCUCACUGUGGAAAAUCUUAUUGGAAAUUUAAUGGCAUAUGAAGUUCAAAUUGAAGAUAGAAAGAAGGAUGACGAACCAAAGAAGAAGAAGAUAUUUGCCUUCAAUGCAUCCUCUGACACCGAUGAAUCUGACGAAGAUGAUGAGGAUAUUGCAAUGAUUACUAAGAAAUUCAAAAGAUUUCUUAAGAAAGAUAAGUUCAAAUCAAACAAAUUUAAAAAUACUAUUGACUCUUCUUUGUGUUUCAAUUGUAAUAAGCCAGGUCACAUAAAGAAUUGUCCUCUGCUCAAGUCAAAGUCAAAGUUCACAAAUUCCAACAACUUCAAGAAGAAGAAGAAGAAGGCUAUGGCGGUGACUUGGGAUGAUAGCGACGAUUCAUCCUCUUCCGAAGAAGAAGAAGAAAGAGAAGAAUCCGCUCACAUGUGCUUUCAUGGCACAAGAUGA
Asparagus officinalis (garden asparagus) is the source of this 724-nucleotide messenger RNA. RefSeq lists its product as uncharacterized. Gene Ontology annotation, molecular function: nucleic acid binding; zinc ion binding. The coding region runs from base 104 to 724 and encodes 206 amino acids. NCBI's taxonomy places the organism in Eukaryota, Viridiplantae, Streptophyta, Magnoliopsida, Asparagales, Asparagaceae. The record is from RefSeq and is a predicted model, not a curated record. The transcript has 2 exons.